UGGAAACCUAAAUGCUUUUCCAUGGUGCUUUAUUCCAGAGGAGCUUUUUUCAGGUGGUCACAGAUCACAAAAGGGACACAUUUCGCAUAAUUGCCACAAUGGGCCUUCCAAAUGAGAGGGGGGAAAAAAGCAGCAGCCCUGGUGGGGCUUGUAUCUGAAGAGAGUGAGUAGGACAUCAUCUCUCUUGGCUACGAUACACCACCUACACUUAGCAAUCCCACUGCAAAGCAGGCAGAUUUGGGCAUGGUAGAGUAGGACAGACACAGUCAUCUUAUUUUGAGUUAUUAUAGUGCCUGGCACAGUGGGUUUGGACAACGUCUUAUGACAUUUUGGUAAUGAUAAUAAUUUCCAUUUCUACUGUACAAUGAAAUGCACGUUCUGUGCUGCUGUUCAUAAAUGCUGCAACAAAAACUGUGACCCCAGAAAAGCAGGGUUUGUUCCACUGUGGGCUUUGAUGAGUGAUGUGUUUUCCAGAUAUAUUUUUAACAUGGUAGUUGAGCUGCUUGCCAUCCUUGGAAUUUCAGGCUGCUGAUCUAAGGCAAAUGACUCCUUUAACACAGACCAUAGGAGCAGGAUUGUAUCUGUGGGGACAACACUCCAGUUUGUACGUGGGAAAGAAAAAUUUUAUCUUUGGCAGAAGAUAGUAAGGGGAAUAAGAAUAUGGAACACUUACGUUAAUUAAAUAUUUCAGGAAUUUUUAGCUUUGUAUGAUUAUAGAUGUAUUGGUAGGUUUAAUUUAGCCAACAGCAAGAUUUAGCAGCUUGUAUGUAUUUCUAUAAUAAUAGAAAUGCAUAUAGAAAUAGUCUCCAGCAUUACGUUUUUGAAGUCCAAAUGUAAUUGGAUAUCUCCAAUACAGCAGUCAGAGAUGUCUAAAUAUGGUGAAAUUCUGCUGCUAUGAUUAUUUACUACUAUUUUUAAUGUAGUAGCCCCAAUGGUCUCUGGAAAAAUCAUGGUCUUGAGCUAAACACUACUUGUAACUCCCAGUCCAGGACAGCUUUUCUUCUUGUGUAGUAUGGACAGCAUGCUCUGUGCUCUUCGUGCGACAACAAAAACACAGAGAACCUACACAGCUAUGGUGAAGUGCCAGCAGGAGUGUUCCCUAAAUGCAGAGAAAACCUCCCAGCUCUCAUCUUCAGCACUUUUAUCUCUGUGUAUCAGCAACAUGCUGAGGGUGCCCUUAUAAACUGAAGACAUGAAAGCCCACAGGAAGAAGGGAGGUUGUUUACGUCCAACACUUUUGAUGUUAUUAGUGAUGAUGCUUUCAUGGGCCUUCCUCAUCUAGAAUAUUUGUUCAUAGAGAACAACAACAUUAAAUCAAUUUCAAGAAAUACUUUCAGAGGACUGAAAUCUUUAAUUCACCUGAGUCUUGCAAAUAAUAAUCUCCAGUCACUUCCAAAAGACAUAUUUAAAGGCUUGGAUUCUUUAACAAAUGUAGAUCUUAGAGGCAAUGCAUUUAAUUGUGACUGCAAACUCAAGUGGUUAGUGGAGUGGCUGGGCAGCACCAAUGCAACUGUUGAAGACAUUUACUGUGAAAGCCCACCAGAAUAUAAGAAGCGCAAGAUCAAUAGCCUCUCUCCAAAAGAGUUUGAUUGCAUUAUUACAGAAUUUGAAGUUUAUCAGUCCCUGCCAUACCAAUCUCUGUCAGUAGAUACUUUCUCAUAUAUGAAUGAUGAACAUGUGGUUAUUGCUCAGCCUUUUACUGGAAAAUGUAUCUUUCUUGAAUGGGACCAUGUGGAAGUGAUGUUCAGGAAUUACGACAACAUUACAGGUACUUCAACUGUUGUGUGUAAACCUAUAGUUAUUGAGAGUCAGCUGUAUGUCAUUGUCGCACAGCUGUUUGGAGGCUCCCACAUAUAUAAAAGAGAUAUUUUUGCUAAUAAGUUUAUAAAAAUUCAAGAUAUUGAAAUCCUUAAAAUCCGAAAACCCAAUGACAUUGAAACUUUCAGGAUUGCUGAAGACUGGUAUUUUGUUGUUGCAGACAGUUCAAAGGCUGGUUUCACCACGGUUUACAAAUGGAAUGGGAAUGGAUUUUAUUCCCAUCAGUCUCUGCAUGCCUGGUACAGAGAUACUGAUGUGGAGUAUCUUGAAAUAUCUGGCAAACCACAUUUAAUUCUGUCAAGUAGUUCACAAAGACCUGUAAUAUAUCAAUGGAACAAAGGAACAAAUGAAUUUGUUAAGCGGUUUGAUAUUCAAGAUAUGGAAGAUGCAUAUGCAGUGAAGCAUUUCAAGGUGAAAGAGGACGUGUACAUUUGCUUAACAAGAUUUAUUGGGGACUCUAAAGUAAUGAAAUGGGGUGGUUCAGCAUUUCUGGAUUUACAAAGGAUGCCAUCCCGAGGGUCAAUGGUAUUCCAACCGCUUCAGAUAAAUAAUUAUCAAUAUGCCAUUCUUGGAAGUGAUUAUUCUUUCACUCAAGUCUAUUAUUGGGAUGCGGAAAAGGCAAAAUUUGUGAAGUUUCAAGAAUUAAACGUGCAGGCACCAAGAUCUUUCAUACAUGUCUCCAUCGAUAAACGAGAUUUUCUCUUUGCUUCAAGUUUUAAGGGAACUACAUUGAUUUAUAAACAUGUCAUAGUUGACUUAAGCGCAUGACACUCAUAAUUCUGAGAUUACAUCAGACUUUCUACCGUAAGUGGACAAAAUGAACUAAAUGCAUGAUGACUCUCUUAUCUUACUUCCAAAUGAAUGCCUUUAAAAGUUGAGAUUGCUAGAACAAAGUAUUACUAGUAUCUUCAUCUUUAAUUGUCAAGUCUAGUGGUGUUGGAAGUUGCAUUUUUUAACAAAAAGAAAUUAAAUUAACUGUUCUUUGCAUCCACAAUAUGUAAAUACAUGUGCAACUGCAUCUGUUGCUAUAAAGAAUAUUAAGAUGUACUUUUCCAUUUAUUUAUUCACCUGUUUGAAACAACUGCCAAAUAAAAUGUUUACAUUUUGUGUCUUUCACAUUCCAAAUAUUAUUUGCAGGUGAUACUUUUUAUUUGUGUAUAUAUUAUGCACACAUAAAAUAAAGCCAAGAAGGCAUAUUGCCCAGUG
Messenger RNA from Melospiza melodia melodia, 3024 nucleotides. It is a transcript of the gene LGI1, whose product is annotated as leucine rich glioma inactivated 1. The record is from RefSeq and is a predicted model, not a curated record. The coding region runs from base 1264 to 2586 and encodes 440 amino acids. NCBI's taxonomy places the organism in Eukaryota, Metazoa, Chordata, Aves, Passeriformes, Passerellidae. Gene Ontology annotation, molecular function: protein binding. The transcript is spliced from 7 exons.